Molecule: messenger RNA, 657 nt
Organism: Vicia faba (fava bean)
Lineage: Eukaryota; Viridiplantae; Streptophyta; Magnoliopsida; Fabales; Fabaceae
Source: the annotation of a GenBank genome assembly
AUGAAACCAGACGAGAGAAAACGCCGCUUUAACGAUGCAAUUGUUAACACACUAUAUCCUCCAUUUCCACAGGACCCGGAACCAGUAACAGACCCGAUCGAAUUGGAAUCUUACACCGACGUUAUUUCAGCCACUUUGGAUGACUGUGAAAAUGCCUCAAUAAGCGGCGAAGAAGAAGAACACGGUUCUGAUGCGGAGAAACUCACUAGAGCUCAACGAAAGAGAAUUCGUAAGAAGAAGAUGAAGGAAGAGUCCAUCCUCCGUGGAAAGUUAAUCGGGCCGUUGAUGCCUCAAUCCCAAUCAACACAGGCCUGGGACCAUGAUCCUCCACCUGUUCGAUCAAAUGCUUCUAAGAAAGGUGAUGAGACUUCCCGUGCUAACGCCAAGAGAAUGAAGCAGCGGAGGAUGGCGAAAAGGGUUGUCAAAGAAAAGCCAGUUGCCUCUCCAUUAGACAAAUGUAGUCAAAUUUCAAGUGAUGUUGUUGAUGAUAUGAAAGAAGCUCGAAUAAAAUGCGGACUGGACCAGAAGUUGCAUAGUGCAAACUUGGUAAAUCAUCAAUAUCUCCAUAUGAUAUGCUCAGUUGCCGAAGAUGGUGUAUUAUCACUUGGGGAUAUUGCAAAGAAGCUUCAUCUAUGGAAAUUCAGACACUAUGCAUAA